AUGAUACUAUUUCAAUUCACAAUUCUCCUGGCCUUUGCACUUAAUAUACGUGCUCAGGCCAAUAUCACAAUCCAACCAUUGACCAAUGUCAACGAACAGGAGCAUACAGGAUACUUCUCAGAUCCCUAUCAUGUCCCAUAUAAGAACGAGACCCGUGUCUAUAUCUCAGGCACCACCCACAAAUAUCUGGAAUGCGAUGGAGAAUUGACCCCCAAAUGUGCUACACUCAAAAACAUCCAGAACAUCCAGUGGAACGUUACAACAGAGCUGCAGCAAGAGUUGGACAAAGCCAAGGUUCAAGUCUGCGGCGUCGCGGGCAUUCAUCCUUUCCAGACUGUUUCGGACAACAAAAAGUCGUGGGACGCAGCAGUGACGCUUCACGUUCAGGAAAAUUCCACGGAAUGUCAUGGUCUCAAGGGCUGGAGCGUCAUCGUCCACGCAACCCCAGCGGGCUCGACAGUUGACACACCACCGCAUGCAUGGACCGGGGACAAAGUUCUUGUUGGAUCAUUCUCUGAUAAUGUCGAUGCCAACUACGACGGGAAAUACUUUCGAACACCAGAAGGGAAAUUGUUCCUAGUUUAUCAGCAGAAUCUGCACAAGAAACCGUUGAAGCGUGAUGGCGUGGUCGCUUGGCCUAUGAAAGACCCCACGACGCCAGCCACUCCCAACCAGAAUGCCACAGUCCUACUCGCUCCUGACGAAGGAUUGAACUCGGAAAACUACCACAACCACAGCGAUAAUAAUUUCAAACUUAUUGAGACGGGAAAUAUUAGGGCUAUCAAUGGAAAGUUCCUAAUGGCUUAUUCGGUCGGGGCUUAUAAUCGCCCAACGUACAAGUUAGCUGUGGCCUACUCUGAUACGUUCCUGCCUGAGAAUGACGGGCAAUAUCGCAAAGUCAUGAAGGAAAAUCCAGAUGAACUCUGGGGAUCCGAGAAGCAGAAAGAAGUCUACUACCUCUUGCAGGCAGACGCGCAGCAUGACGGGUGGCACUACGUUGGAAAUCAAGUUCGUGCCCCGGGCGUACCAACUGUUGCAAAAAUCGGUGCCGGCGAUAGCUGGGUACUGACGUUUGCUGGGUAUGAAGUUGGUGACACGGGGGGCAAUGGUACACUGGAUUAUGUAGCUAAGUUCCGGCGACCAUUCUUCAUCGACCUGGAUGUGAAUGUGCCAACCAACACUUCUGUCAAGGAGGCCAGCGACCAAGACUUGCAGGGCUGGAUCACCCCUAAACACGGAUAG
Messenger RNA from Diaporthe amygdali, 1242 nucleotides. RefSeq lists its product as uncharacterized. The record is from RefSeq and is a predicted model, not a curated record. Lineage: Eukaryota; Fungi; Ascomycota; Sordariomycetes; Diaporthales; Diaporthaceae. The coding region runs from base 1 to 1242 and encodes 413 amino acids. The transcript has a single exon.